AAUGCAUUCUGUCAAAACAAAUGGCCGCGCGAGCAGGGUCUCCCGCUCCGGGAUAAUUGGAUCUCGAGCUGUGGAGCGCGGCGCUGGAGAGGGAGCGCGCGGUGAGGAGCCGGUGUAACCAUGUGCUCGGAGAGCGGGCGCGAGGCGGCCACUUGAGAUGGAGAGGGGCGGUGCUGCUGCUGCUGGCAAUGGCAAAGGCAAAAGCCACCAGGCCGUGGAGCGUUGCAAUAGCACUGCUCAUCCCAACGAACUUCUGCUUGAUGAGUACCUGAGGAGUCAGGGUCUGUGUCGAAAGAGAAUUGCUAAGGAUGGAUCUUGCCUCUUCAGAGCUGUUUCUGAACAGGUAUUCCACACACAAUCGAAACAUCUUGAAGUGAGGAGAGCCUGUGUUUCUUACCUGAGGAGGAACCGUGAUAAGUUUGAAGCGUUCAUCGAAGGAUCAUUUGAUGAAUAUUUAAAACAUCUUGAAAAACCACAGGAAUGGGUUGGACAAGUGGAAAUCAGUGCUCUUUCACUCUUGUACAAACGAGAUUUUAUAAUUUACCAGGAACCAAAUAGACCACCUGCCCGUGUUACUGAAAAUGGAUUCCCUGACACAAUCCUUUUAUGCUUUUCAAAUGGAAAUCAUUAUGAUAGUGUCUAUCCUAAGACAUUUGUGGAUGCUGCAGCCAUUUGCCAGUCCAUUUUAUAUGAAAUGCUUUAUCAGAACGUAUUUAAGGUUGACAUUCGUGCAAUAAUGCCUGCAGUGCUGGAUGCAAACAGUGAAAUCAAUGAGGAACACUUCAAUGACAGUGAAAAUUCGGAUUCUGAUGUAGAAAUAGAAAUGAUUGGGGGCAAAACUGCCAAUGAGCGUGAUGUGACUGGAUUCAAGUCCCAGUCAUGUAAUAAAGUCCUAAAGAAACAGCAAAUGAAAAGUGAAAGUUCUACCCAUGUGACCCUUCCAAGAAAGGUCCUCCAAGCAUUCAACCCAAACAUUUAUAGAAAUAUUGAGUAUGAAGUUUGGCAGAAAAUGGAGCAAGCACAGCAGAAGAAAGAUUAUUCUAUUGCUGCUGGGAUGCAGUAUGCUGUUGGGGACAAAUGUAAGGUAUUCCUGGAUGAUGGUAGAUAUUACAAUGCUCAUAUUCAGGCAGUCGAUCCUGAUGAUGGACCGGUUGUUGUUUAUGUGGAAGAACUAGGAGAAAAAUACAAUGCCUCUCUCCAGAACCUUAGGCCACUUACACAGGUUUCUCGGGGCUCAAGCUGGAACAGAGUUCAGGGGAAAAGAGCUAAGAAGCCAAUGAAUAUCAACUCUGAAGCUGACUUCAAGGGAGUGAAGAAUUCAAGUAGUUUUGUAAAUAAACCAAAUCGAUUACAGUCAAGCCUCCCGCCACGUCUGCAACAAACAAUGGGUGCCAGGCAGCAGUGCUCCACACAGCAGUCCCCAGGUCAACAACCCAAAAAAUCAUCAGCUGAGUAUGUAGGACGAGACGAAGACUUUCCCAAACUCUCAAAAAAGCAUGAUCGAGACUUGGAAUCGAACUACACAAAUUCAGAAUGUCAACACCUUGCUCCUUCAGUGACGGUGGAACCAGGAGCUAAUGAGGCUCAAGCCCCAGACAAAAUGCAUCAGAGAGCUGAGCAACCCUUUGCUGCACUGCAUAAUCCAUUGGAGAUUCCCCCUUGCCCUACAGCACAAAGAAUGGAUCCUGUCCUUCAGUCAGAUAUGAGCUCGUCACAUCUUCCUUCAUCAACACCAUCAUUGACUUCACCGGUGCUUUCAGUACAUCCAUCUGAGUCAGUCACUUGCCAAUCAGCAGAGAUGUCCAGUCCAACUGUAUCACAGCCUCAAGUGACCUCAGCAUUUAUAACCCCACUUUGUGCACCAAUGCGUGGGGCUAAUCUCCCACCAAUGCCUGCAACUCACAUCACAAGCUCUUACGAUGAUUUGUUAUACCCUGGGUUUGCUGUGAAUGAAAAGGGAGAGUACCUCACCAGUGCACCUGUAUUUUCAUACAACAAAAAUGGAGCUGACCUUCCGAAUGAUAAAAGCAUUCUACGUUUUUUCUACAAUCUUGGUGUUAAGGCUUACAGUUUACCAUUGUGGCCACCGUAUUCAUAUCUAUAUCCACUGAACCAAGCUUAUUUGAAAAGUUGUGGAAUCUAUCCAAGGAGCCCUGCACCAAUAUUUCACCCAAAUCCUUGGUUCCAUGCGACUGCUGGAGUAAUGCAGAAUGAGAAUGUUAUGAGUCCACCUCAUCUAUCCAGCCCUGCAGAGACCAAUGCUCCUGAUCAUUCAGUACAGAGAGAUAUCAGUGAUAUUCACAGCCAUUCACCAUUGCCACAAGCUGCUACAUUACUUUUGCCGCACAAAAGCAAACCAGUGCUAGACACACCAAUUCCUGAGCAGUCACCUCAAAACCUUAAUCCCUCGUUUCCAAGGUAUUUUCCUAAUUUGAUAGCAGAUGGAACCCAACAUUCUGGCUGGAGGCCACCUGUACCACAGGCAUUAUUUAGCCAGCAAGCACAAAUGCACGCUUUCAGUUUUCACCCAAUGUAUAUGGCUCUGCCAAGUCAUGUAUUUCCAUUGCAGGUAAAUAAUGAUCAGAAGGUUGGCGCACCAGAUCUAGGUGAACCAAUGUCAGACAACACACAGAGAUGUGAAAUGGAAGAGAUGGGGAGACAGCCAAAAUUAUUGACCAGUGCUGAAGACGACAGGCUGACUAGGAGUCAGCCUGUCAUUUUUGAAGGUUCUCGAUUAUUGGUAAAAGCUGGUGGUGGUAUUGGUGAUACAUAUCCCUUGGUUGAGGAACAAUCAGUCUCUAGCCCUGGUGAAGGAUGUGCAAAGCAACACUCAACCCUUAAAAGGGAUAAAGAAUCAGUAUUGAUAGAAAAGCUAAAUCCAGCACCUGAUAGUGGGUUUUCUGGUGUGGACACACAAUCUUUUGAGGCUCACAAAGUUGCAGGAGCUGAUGCAAAUGAAUUAGAAGUUGCUAGUCAACAUCCUGAAGCGAAAUCCAGAAGCGACUUAACUUUGCAGUGCAUUAGUGAAUCAAAUGUUGAUACUGUCGCACAUGAUGCAGAAGUCACCCUCUUGGAUCACACCUCCGAGAAUAAUUACAAAAUGCCUGCCAUGUUAAAUAAUAACAAACCGGUGCAGUUUUACAGUCAGACUCUGGGAAAGGAAAGACAUUAUGUAAAGGAAGAUAGUUCUUCAGAAAGGACCGUGUACAGACGUUCUCCUUAUGUUCGCAAGAAGGGCGAAAAAGAAAUGAGCAGGAAAAAAUGGCAAGGGAAAACGUGGGCAUCAAAAACCACAUGUUGCCUACCCGAUAGCCAUGUUAACAAUAGGGAUGCAGCAGAUAGCAUUAAAAAUGAGAGCAAGUCACCAACUAAAGCUGGCAGUGUUCAGGGUGUAAACAGUGUUGCACAGAAUCCGGAAAUACACAUAGAUCUUGGUACUGACAGGCAUGAAAGCAAAAAUGAAAAUAAACAAGAAAAAGUGAAAAACCAAAAGUUUUCUAUGCGCCAAAAUAGACUGGAUGAAGAAACUGGUCUUGGCAUCAGGAGAAAUCAUGAUGUAAAGGAAUUUCAGAAUCGGAUGGAUGUGGAAAAUGUCAGUGGAAUGUCAUUUGAAGGAAAGCAUAGUAGUUUUAAAAAACAGAGAUAUAGAGCAGGGGGGAAGCCUAAUCCUGCUGUUAGAAAAUACUGAGUAAAUUUUGGAAAGCAUUGACACAGAAACAGAACCAUCACAUUUAAACUGAUCUUACAGCUAUUUUUGCAAGAAUUUAAACACUCUUGUUUUACAGCAGUUACAGAUUUGUUAGAAUAUUAAAACCAGUAGGGAGGCCAUUUGGCUCAUUGUGCCUCUUCAGUUUAAAAUAGCAAUCCAGUUUAGUCACGUACCUGAGCCUUUUGCUUGUAACCUUGCAAAUAAUAAGUUGUCUUAAUGUAUAUGCUCAAAUGCAUUUUUGAAAGCUCCCAUGGAAUACUUCUACCAUGUGUCAGAUGAUGUGGUUCUAGAUUGUAAUCACCCCUUACAUGGGAGGGUGGGGGACCUUGCUGGUGCUUUGUUAGUUAUUUUAAAUGUUACCAAAAAAGAGAAAAUGCUGGAAAAUCUCAGCAAGUCUGGAAACACCUGUAAGGAGAGAAAAGAGCUGACGUUUCGAGUCUGACCCCUUGUCAUUUUAAAUGUUACCACUGGUGACUGAACCACUCUCCAGAGGGAUCAGUUUGACACUUUUUUUCCUCCUCUAUCAACCCCCUCCUCUCAUAAUUUUGGAAAUCUGUGUUAGGUCUCCCCAUAUUGGAAGCAGGUUAAUAGUGGGCGCCCUCAAAAAUUGAUUGUUGAUGCCUCAGUUAUUCGCUAUUUAUUAAUUACUUAGAUUCCUUGAGAGGGUCAAAGAUACAAAUUUACCAACGACAGAGAUUGUAGAUACAUUAAUUACAUAAGUGAAUUAAAUGUGGCCAGUGGAUUACAUCCCAUUUCAGUGUAAGAUCAUCUAUUGUAGUCCAUAAAGUAGAUCAGAAUAAUAUUUAAAUGGUAUAAAGUUAGGUCCAAAGUUAUUUAGGGAGUCUGUGUACAUGGAUCACUAUGUAAGGGAUAAAACAAAUCAAAGUGACUAAUGGAAUGUUACAGUACGAGAAUAUGAAGGGGUUAAAUUUUACAAUAGCUGCACAAACACCUACUUAGACAUUUGGAGAGUGUGGAUAGGAGUUUGGAGCAGUGGUAGGCAAUAUGGUACCAAAUCUCCUCUCUCAUUUGAUCUAAAAAUCAGAUUAUGGCCUCAACUCUACUUUCCAAUUCAAGCCCUUUGAUCCCUUUAUCAGUCAAUAAUCUAUCUGGCUCAGCCUUAAAGUUAUUCAAUGCUAUGUCUCUCUGAGGAGAACUCCACACACUUUACCUUCUGAGAAACAAAAAAAUCUGUUGAUCUCCAUCUUACGUGCAAGGGGUCUUGGUUUUGAACUGUGCUCCCUAAUUUUAGUCUCUCCCAUAUGGAGUAACAUCCUUUCAGAAUCUACUUGUCAAAUCCCCUCAUGAACUUGUGUUUCAAUAAGAUCACACAUAUUCUUUUGAACUUUAAUUUCUUUUGAGGCCUAAUUUCUUUGUAUUGCUGGAAAUCAGAGAGUGAACCUUCUCUGCACUACUUAUAAUGCGUGAUUUCUUAAAUAGGGAUAGCAAAACCAAGCUCCAGAUGUGGUCUUAAUGCCCAAUAUGAUUGUAGCAAACUUCCCCACUUAAACAUUCCUUCCCACUUGCAAUAAACUACAAAUUCCAUUUGUCUUCCUAGUCAUUUGCUAUACUUCCUUACUAACUUUGUAAAUCAUGUACCAGGGCACUCAAAUCCCUCAAAACUGUUUUGCUGCUAUCUCUCUCCAUUUAAACGGUGUACUGUUUUUCUUCUUGCCAAAACGGGCAAGUUCACAUUUUCCCACAUUAUACUCCAUCUGCUAAAUUUUCUGCACACUCAUUUAAUCUUUCAGUAUCCCUCUACAAAGUCCUUGCAUCUUUCUCCUUGUUUGUCAUCAGCAAAUUUAGCAACCAUACAUUGGAUCACUUCAUCCAAGUCAAUGAAAUAGAUUUUAAGUAGUUUUGAUAAUGACCAAAACUUACCCCUGUGGUAUUCCACUGAUUAUAUUUAGCUAACCUAAAAAUGACCUAUUUAUUCCCGCUUUCUUUUUCCUAUUGGUUAAUCAAUCCUCUACAUCCAUCUUAAUAAGCUCUUUUUUGUAAAGUAUGUUUUGGAAAGUCAGGUAUGUCCCAUCUGCUGGUUUCCUUAAUGCACAUACUGUUAGGUCUUUAAGGAACUGUAAUAAAUAUGUCAACACUAUUUCCCUUGCAUAAAACCAUGUUAACUCUGCCUGAUUGUGAGUUAAGAUUUUCUAAGUAGUUUAUCAGAAUGAUCUUAAUAGAUUGUAGUAUUUUCCCUGUGAUAGAUGUUAAGCUAAGUGGCCUGUAGAUCUGUUUUUCUUUCUUAUCCCUCCUUUCUCAAAUAGGAGUUCCAUUCGUUUUUUUCCCUUAGCUGAUGGAACCUUAUCAGAACUAAGGGAAUUUGGAAAACUAAAACCACGCAUCUACUCCUUGCCCUGUUGAUUGUAAUUGUUUUAAGUUCCUGGCAUGUUAUUUUUGUCUUUUACACUGAAGACAGAUGCAAAUAAUUGUCGUUUCCUUACUUCCCAUGAUUUACAGCCUGGACAACCAACACACUUGGUUACUCUCUUCCUUUUUUAGAACAAUACCUGUAGCAACUCUCAGUAUCAGUUUGUAUAUUUCUGUCCAGCUUUGUUCUUAUGUGUCUUCAUUAUUUAUGUUUGCUGAUUUUUUUCUUAUUCAUCUAAUCUUGUGACCUGUCAGCAAACUUUGUGAAAUUUACACUUUCAUUGUGUAGUACUUUAUUUUUAACUGUAGUCACAAAUGCUGACUAUCUUCUCCUUGUUUUCUCAAGGAAAGUAUCUUUGCUCAGCGUUGUGAAAUAUCUCCUUAAAUAUCUACCACUUAAUACCGAAUUCACUUUAACCAGCAGUGUCCUCAUACUCUUAGAAUUAAGUUUAAAACACUAAUCUUAGUUAGUUUUCUCUCCCUCAAGUUGAAUGAUGUUAUGAUCACUGCUCCCUGUGGACCCCUUUUAUUAAGGGAUCAUUAAGUAAUCGUGCCUCAUUGCACUUUACUUUGUCUGCUGUCUGGUUCUGAAUGUGCUGCUCUAAGAUACCAAUCCCAAAAAUCCUUUGUGACCUCAUCUUACAGGCUAUGUUGCCAAUGACAUUCAUUCAAUCUGUAUCCAAAUUAAAAUCAUCCAUGAUUAUCCCUGCAUCUUUCUCACAAAUAACAUUCCCUGUAAGUUGCAUUGCCAUGCAGUUGUUCCUGUGGUCUACAUGUCGAUCAAUGUACAGACACAGUUCCAAGCACUGACUUCUGGAUUUUGGAGUUAUCAUGCAAUAACAUAAGAGGUCUGAGCAGGAAAAGAAAUGAGGAUUUGGGGCUCAUUAAUGUUUCCUGUACACCCCAUGUUAAAUGACUUUGUUUAAAUGAGGAUAUAAAAUAACAACACUGAGUCUACAUGUUAAUCUUUAGAACUAAGGCCGUCUUUCACUAAUAUACUAAAUGUUGUCAUCUUUAAUUAACUACGCUGUACUUUUUUUGAGCCUCCUAUCCUCUGAAAUGUCUUGGAGCCUUGAAUUUUCAGUACUUGGGCGGUCAUAUUGCAGUCAGUUCUCUGCAAUAUGACAUAUUUCAAUUUGAACUGACCAUUGGUUUUCUCCUUGUCUUACCUCUUUAUCUAUUUUGUACAAUUCUUCUGUUUCUCUUUGUGCUGCCCAGUUUUCAACUGCAUUCUGUAUCUGACAUUUGUCCUAAAUCUCUGUCCAGUUUUAUUUUACUCUUAUUUUUGUCAUCUAGAUGGCCCAUCUUUUCCCCCUUACUGGCUGCAGUAAUCUAUUUCUAUCCUGAAAGCCUUGUUUUAAUGCUCUUUUUCUAGCUUUUGUUUGUUACCAGCCCAAUAUGUAAAUUUUAGUAACUGAUAUUAAUACUGUUAGAGUUCUCAAGAAGGAUAUAUAUGUGAGGCAUAAAACUCAACAGGCUGGCUUUGGAGUACAGGUGCACUUUUAUCUGAAAUCAAAAGACCUACCAUAAUGAUAGGCCUCUUUCUUUCUUUCUUUUCCCAAUAAUGACUCCAACAGUUCUAUUGUGAGGAAAGAAAGUGAUACAUGUGAUAAACUAUGAGGUUAAGUAAUUUUUGUUUGUUUGUCUCGUAUUUAUUUCUUAAAUUUUGAAGAGCAACGUCUUUUUUAAAACUUUAGAUCAAAGAAAUGUGCAAAAGGUGAAAGAACAAGACAAAAAAAAUCCCUGGCCACAGUUCUGUCACCUUAAGAGGAAUCGUUAACUUUAUUAAGUUGUGUCAAGUGUCUGAUGUUGAAAAAUAAAGUGUAUAUUAUUUAGAACCUGUAUACUGAAUAGUUGAACUUAACUGUUUGAAACAAUGUGAAAAUACUUUUAAGAGAUAUUGUAGAAACUCAGCAGGCCUGGCAGCAUCUGUGGAGAGAGAAGCUGAGUUAACAUUUCAAGUCCAAUAUAUUGUUAAAUUUUGAAGUAAUCCUAUUGGAUUCAAAGCAUGUUUCUCUCUAUAGAUGCUGCUGGACUUGCUGUGUUUCUCCACAUUUUGUCGGUUUCAGAUUCCUAGCAUCUACAGUAUUUUGCUUUAAUUCACAUUGUUUGGCUUUUUAUGGUUACUGUACUUUGCAUGUUACUUAGUUCCAGAUAAUUUCAAAAUUCUAGUCCUGAUAUGGUAAUUUUAUAUUGUACAUAUAUUUGGAUAGGCAGAAACGCAAUAGCCUGUUUGAUUUCCAUUAAAUUGUCGAUAUAAACAGUGAGAGGGGUAAUGGUUUGAGAUUUAGGGUUUAAUUGUGACCACUGAUCAGUUAAAAUCUGGACUUAAGUUUAUUAUCGGUAAUAGCUUAUAAAUUUGUCCAGACAAAACACAAAUGUCAUAUGAUUAACAAACUAACAGGUUUUUAGCACAAUAACAAAAUUCUCCUUUCAAGUGAAUACAGAGUACCUAACAUGUGAAAGAAGAAAUUAUAGGACAUUGUCAUUUAAAGGAGAUUUGCACUAUAUAUUGUGGUUCGUGAAUUUUAUAUUGCUCAUACUUUUAAAUCCAAGGUCUUAUUUUGAAUACUCUCCUCUCCUAUUGCAACUGUCCUGAUUUCUCACUUUAAAAACAUUCACUUUUGUUUCCUUUGCAACAAUCAGUGGAGAUUUGUGGUAACAGUUGUAAAAUUAUUAUAAGAUUCUCAAGUGUUAACUUUUGCUUAGUGUCUACCACUUUUGUCAAGUCCUACUAUGUGCCUUUGCAUUGGGCUGCCUAGACCUACCUCAGAUAACUUGGUACUGUUUAGUUUAUGCCUUUUCUCUGCUUUAAUAUUUACAUUGAAUGUUGUAUAUUUCUGAUUAAUGCCCACAAGAUUUGUUGACAUAUUUAUUUUAAAAUCACUGGCAUAAUCUAACAGCCCAUGGGAGUGCUUCUAUGCUGCAGUAUUUCAAUCAGAUUUGAACAUCUUCUCCCUUUUGUAGCAGUUACUUCAUUACUUUGGUUAUACUGUGUGUAUAAAGCUUAAACAAAUGAGGAUAGAAUGAAAAUAUCUAAUUUUUAAAAAUAUAGUCUAAUUAUUUGAAUGAAGUUCAAUCUCUCAGAACUCCUGGCUUACCUUAGUCUUUGCUUCUUUUGGUAUGUUGUCACAAGGAACUUUGAUGCUGGUGUCUUACAAAUGGUAUUGAUCUCUGCUCCGAGAUCUAAAGGCGUUAGGAACAGAUUGUGUACACAGUAGUGUAAUGGGUGAAAAAGAAUCAACUGAUCAAAGCAGCUGGACAAUGAUUCAAAAUGGUAGGUCCAACACUGAACUUGGAAGACAGUACACUUGUGCACAUGGAGCACCCACUAUGAUUUCUUGUAAAACACUUGUUGACUCUCAAGCUUUUGCAAUAAAAUAUUUUGUAUGGUAUUAAGUGGUCAGUGCGGUGAAUAUUCCAUCACAGCUCUGACUUGAAUGUUGUAGUUGAUAAUGGGGAAAAGUUUGAGUUCAAAAGAGUUGAGUGAUUUAUCACUGAUUUUUCUGUGCUGUUCUUGUAAUCACUGGAUCCAUGUCACUGGUACCAGUAAAAGCCUGGGCAAGAAAGUUGCACUUUAUCAGCUAAAACAUUAACUGGCAAAUAGUAAAAAUUAAUUUUUAAAUUCAAAAUAUUGUAAAGCAAACUUUGUCCAUAUGUUGUCCAGAGAUGGACCUUUAUUUGGUUUCUUUUGACAAAUUUUUAAAAGUUUGACUGCAGCUUUUCACUAUCCUGUGUACCCUGUAAACUUUUCUCAGAUACUGUGCAAUAUAACCAAAGACAUUUAUGGCACAAAGAGGCCAUUUGGAUUAAUUGUAACUGUUCCAACUAUACUAUGCUCUUUCAUAGCCAUGCAUUAUCUUCUGGUAGAGAUUGCAAUGCCUUUGAACUGAAAGCUAUUACAUUCAUGAAGUGACUGUCUCAACUGACCUAUUCUAAAUAUUGACUUUACAUUCUAUUUUACAAAAAGUUUCCUUUUGUGUACAGAAAUGAAAACAAACCCUUUACUAUUAACAACUUGUAAUUCAAGUAGAAAAGAAGUCAGGUCAGACAGUAUAUGUAGAAUGAUUAAAUAAAAUAUUCAUGAUUGAACAACCAAAGUUAUUUUUACUCCUCCCUUUUCCUUAGCAUAAUUCUGAUAAAGUUUAUCAACUUGAAAUAUCAACUUUCUACAGAUGCUGUCUAGCUUGUUUGCUAGUAUCCACAGUAUUUUGCUUUUGUAAUUAAGUCGUAUCUUUAAAAAUCCCAGGACAUGUUAGUGUAACUUGUCAUGUGACUGUGGGAUAUUAGAGCAGGCAACCAGGUAUUUGAUCAGUGAUAAAUCCUGCAGAUCAUCUUUGAAGAGGGAAGAACGGUCAAGAAGUUAGGGAAGAAAUUCCAGAAUUUGAGGCAUUACAGUUGAAGGGACAAAUUUCAGUGGUUGAAUGAUAAAUCAGUGAUCAAGCAGAUAGAAUGCAGGCACACACAUCUUUGAAGGUUGUUGGACAGGAGAUUAGAAAUAGGGACAAUUUCAAAUCAAGGGAUUUAAAAAUAAAGAUGAGAAUUUCAAAACAAACGUAUUGCCUAACUGGAUGUCAGUAUAACCUGGCACAUUCAAAUGUAUCAGUGUAACCAGUUUACAAUAAGUGUUGUAACCUUUUUAUUGAAAAAUGAUUUGAAGUUAAAUUGCUAAUUGUGUUACAUAUCUUGACAGGGAUUAUACAUUGCACUGGCACUUGUUAACAUCAGGAAACCAUUCACAAUGUAAUCAUAUGAGACAAUGGAGAUGUUUUAAUUAUGGUUAUGCAAUAAGACUAUUACUGGAAUGUCCAAAUCAGGUGUUGAAUCAUUUCUCCCGUUUUAAUGGGAGGAUUGUGUCUACAUAUUUUUUCCCUGUUAUCAACAAAAACACUGUUGGUUGCUCAAUAGCCAAGUUACUUAAGACCUAUAUUCAUUUAUAUUGGAUUGUUUAUUUACUUCUGAGAAUGUGUUAAUUGCAAUGUGCUGAUCUUAGUAGAGUAUGUUUUACUGUGUAAUGCAUUAAGGGAUGCAAUAUAAUCUGAACUAGACUGGACUGUUUUAUUUGGUUGUAAACUUUAACUGUUUUGUAUCUUUUCUAUUUUUCAGUGUGUAGUUCACAUUGGUUGUGGAAAUAUGCUUCAUUAUUUUGUAUUUAUCUUAAGUACUUGUGAACAAAACAUUAAAAACUGGUGCCUUGCAUAGUAAA
Molecule: messenger RNA, 11282 nt
Organism: Chiloscyllium plagiosum (whitespotted bambooshark)
Lineage: Eukaryota; Metazoa; Chordata; Chondrichthyes; Orectolobiformes; Hemiscylliidae
Gene: otud4
Product: OTU deubiquitinase 4
Biological process (GO): negative regulation of toll-like receptor signaling pathway; regulation of protein K48-linked deubiquitination; protein deubiquitination
Molecular function (GO): cysteine-type deubiquitinase activity; K63-linked deubiquitinase activity
Source: RefSeq, a predicted model, not a curated record